This is a messenger RNA of Telopea speciosissima, 3347 nucleotides long. Its product is annotated as probable alpha,alpha-trehalose-phosphate synthase [UDP-forming] 9. The record is from RefSeq and is a predicted model, not a curated record. Bases 335 to 2920 code for a protein of 861 amino acids. Gene Ontology annotation, biological process: trehalose biosynthetic process. Gene Ontology annotation, cellular component: cytosol. The transcript is spliced from 6 exons. Gene Ontology annotation, molecular function: catalytic activity. Lineage: Eukaryota; Viridiplantae; Streptophyta; Magnoliopsida; Proteales; Proteaceae.
GAGAGCAGAGGGGAAGAAGAGACUUUGCUGUGUUUUUCCGGUGAUUUCCGAACUUCAGAACCCUUACAUUUUCGCCGGAUUCUUGACAAAGCGUCAUGCUUAGGUUGCCGGUUUCUCGAUGGAAACCUAAAGCUUGAAGUUGUGUUGCUCAGUUUCGUCAUUUCUCAGGACAACUCGUUGUUGUCCUCUUUCUUUCGAUGUCUUGGCCUUGCUGUCGAUAUUCUGAGAUCUGAAAGCUAAGAGCUCUCAAUGUAAAUGCAGUUUGAUACUGAUGACCUGUGGAAUUGAUCCAAGCUUGAAGUAUUGAUACAUCCAAAAUCUCUCUAUUGCAACCAUGGUGUCUAGAUCAUGCUCAAACUUUUUAGACUUGGCUUCUGGGGCCCUACUGGAUCUACCUUGUACUCCUCGAGCCCUUCCACGAGUGAUGACUGUUCCUGGAAUUAUUUCUGAUGUAGAUGGAGAUGGGGGUAAUGAUGGGGGUUCAGAUGCUCUCUCCUCUGGAUGCCGUGAGCGGAAAAUUAUUGUAGCGAACCAUCUUCCUUUGCAUGCUCAGAAAGAUACGGAAACAGGCAGAUGGUGCUUUAGUUUGGAUGAGGAUGCACUUCUGUUACAAAUGAAGGAUGGCUUCUCAUGUGAAUGUGAGGUUAUUUAUGUGGGCUCUCUGAAGGUUGAUGUAGAUGUCGGUGAACAGGACGAGGUUGCCCAGAAACUGCUGGAGGAUUUUAAUUGUGUGCCCACAUUUCUGCCUCCUGACCUUCAGAAAAAUUUCUACCAUGGAUUCUGCAAGCAACAGCUGUGGCCUCUGUUUCAUUACAUGCUGCCUAUUUGUCCGGAUCAUGGCGAUCGCUUUAACCGGUCUCUUUGGCAGGCUUAUGUUUCUGCAAAUAAGAUAUUUGCUGACAAGGUCAUGGAAGUAAUUAACCCCGAGGAAGAUUAUGUCUGGGUUCAUGAUUAUCAUCUUAUGAUACUUCCAACUUUCUUAAGGAGGCGGUUCAAUCGAGUCAAGCUUGGGUUCUUUCUUCAUAGCCCAUUUCCUUCAUCAGAGAUUUAUCGGACUCUGCCAGUUAGAGAUGAAAUUUUGAGGGCACUGCUGAAUUCUGAUCUAAUAGGUUUUCAUACAUUUGAUUAUGCUCGGCACUUCCUGUCUUGUUGCAGUAGGAUGUUGGGUUUGGAUUAUGAGUCUAAGCGGGGGCACAUUGGACUUGAAUACUUUGGUCGCACAGUAUACAUUAAAAUUCUGCCUGUUGGUGUUCACAUGGGUCAGCUUGAGUCUGUAUUGAAUCUUGAUGCUACAUCUGUUAAAAUCAAAGAGAUCCAAGAACAGUUCAGAGGGAAAAAGUUGAUCCUGGGUGUUGAUGACAUGGAUAUAUUUAAAGGAAUCAGCUUAAAACUGCUAGCAGUAGAGCAGCUUCUGCAGCAGCAUCAGGAUUUGCAGGGCCAACUGAUUCUGGUCCAAAUCGUGAAACCUGCAAGGAGUACUGGGAAAGACGUAGAGGAAGCAAAGAGGGAAACAUAUUCAACUGCCAGAAGGAUCAAUGACACCUAUGGUUUACCGGGCUAUAAUCCAGUGAUCCUCAUUGAUCGCCCUGUUCCUCUAUAUGAGAAGAUUGCUUUUUAUGCAGUUGCUGAAUGCUGCUUUGUAAAUGCAGUUAGGGAUGGAAUGAACUUGGUCCCAUACAAGUACGUUGUUUGCAGGCAGGGAACUCCACAGUUGGAUGAAGCUAUGGGCAUCUCUGUGGGGUCCCCUCGCACUAGCAUGCUUGUUGUGUCUGAGUUCAUAGGUUGUUCACCAUCUCUAAGUGGAGCAAUCAGGGUUAAUCCUUGGAACAUUGAUGCUGUAGCUGAUGCCUUAAAUUUGGCUAUUAUGAUGCCUGAUGCCGAGAAGCAAUUGCGGCAUGAGAAGCACUAUCGUUAUGUCAGUUCUCAUGAUGUAGCAUAUUGGGCCCGCAGCUUCAUUCAGGAUCUGGAGAGAGCAUGUAAAGAUCAUUACAGUAAACGAUGCUGGGGAAUUGGGUUUGGGAUGAGUUUCAGGGUUGUUUCUCUUUCACCAAGUUUUAGGAAAUUGUCCAUUGACCAUAUGGCAUCAGCAUACAAGAGAACCAAUAGAAGGGCAAUAUUUCUGGACUAUGAUGGCACAGUUGUGCCCCAAUCAUCUAUUAAUAAGAAUCCCAGCCCUGAAGUUAUAUCUGUUCUAAAUAGCCUAUGCAGUGACCCUAAAAACACAGUGUUUAUUGUUAGUGGUAGAGGGCGAAAUUCUCUGAGCGAAUGGUUUGCCCCUUGUGACAUGCUGGGAAUAGCAGCUGAACAUGGGUAUUUCAUAAGGUGGAGUAAAUCCUCCGACUGGGAAACCAGUUCAUUGGCUACCAACCUUGACUGGAGACAAAUUGCAGAACCUGUAAUGAGAUUGUACACAGAGACCACUGAUGGGUCUUACAUAGAGACUAAGGAGAGUGCAUUGGUCUGGCAAUAUCAAGAUGCAGACCCUGACUUCGGAUCUUGCCAGGCCUUGGAAUUGUUGGAUCAUCUAGAAAAUGUACUUGCAAACGAGCCAGUAGCUGUCAAGAGGGGCCAGCAUAUUGUCGAAGUCAAACCACAGGGAGUAGGUAAAGGAUUGGUUGCGGAGAAGCUUCUGUCAACAAUGGUUUCCAAUGGGAAGCCACCUGAUUUUGUCAUGUGCAUUGGAGAUGACAGAUCCGAUGAAGAUAUGUUUGAGAGCAUAUUAAGUACGGUUUCUGGUCCUUUAUUGCCUGCAGUUCCUGAAAUCUUUGCGUGUACAGUUGGACAGAAGCCAAGCAAAGCAAAGUACUAUCUAGAUGAUACUGUGGAUGUCAUGAAAUUGCUUCAAGGCCUUGCUAAUGCUUCGAGCCAGAAGCCAAGAUAUAGUGGCCAACAUCAAGUUUCUUUUGAAAGCACACCUUGAGAUGCUGGAUGCUUGUUUUGUGUGUUCAGAUGGAUAGAUGCAGAGUGAUGGAUAUAAUCGGGAUGGAGCACUUCUGUUUAGGGUUGUUUUGCUUUGACAAACAGCUAGCUUCCUAGCAUGCUCUUAGGGGGAGAUUCUCUGCCAAGAAUCGUGGGAUAAGUUGCAACAGUUUAAUGUCCACUUAAUGUGAUGAAUUGUAGAGUCUGCCAAUGCAGUUUUGGUUUUCUUGGGAGAUGGGAGGUUCAAAAUGUUGCCUCACUUGAAGAAUCCUUCUUUUGGCUUCUGGGUUUCUUGGAGGAUGGGGUGGGGGAAGUAUAUAGCAUUUUGGGGAGCAGGUAGCUGUUUGAAAUUGGUUUCAAUGUUCAUAAUUGGUUUUUUGAUAUGAAGCCACCAUCCAUUUGUAUAGCUAUACAAUCUCGCUUUUUCU